AUGGAGACAGUUGAGGUUCGCAGUAAGGAUCUGUUAGUGCGUUGGUUGAAGGUUAAGGAGAACUCGGUGAUCAGCUGGCAGGUCCAGCCAAAGCGAAAGAGUAUCCGUUACGCCAUCUAUCGUAAACCGGGAGACGGAGACGACAAGAAUCAACAUGGAAAUGAAACGAAGACUGGGAUGACAGGUAUUGGAAAGGGACGUCUCGCCGCUGCCGGUUUGGUGCCCUUCUACGAAGGCACUCGCUGCAUGCCAGACAAGCCUCACACAGGAUCAGUGCUCGUGAAGCAGGCAGGACUUUAUGCUUUUGUUUUGGACAACACGUUUUCAAAAAACACUGCAAAAACGGUAACAUUCAUUUUAACCGUUCAGUGUCAACCUACUUUACGUCCGGACAUGUCUACGAAUGAUGUCAAGAACCAAUUGUUGAGUGGUAUACUACUUAAGAAGCGCAGAAAGAAGGCACAGGGUUAUGCUCGUCGAUUUUUCGUUCUGAAUGUGACUGAAGGAACGCUUACCUAUUACGCUACGAGUCAUUCUUCCGCCAUGCGUGGAAAAAUUCCGGUUGGCAUUGCUGUCAUAAGCGUGUCUGCCGACACGCGGGAGAUUAACGUUGACACGGGGGCGGAAUUGUGGAACCUGAAGGCGCGCAGUGUCCAGGACUGGCGUCGCUGGUGCAACGCUAUCGAGCGAACGAAGGCGCUGCAUUCCGCAGCUGCCGUUCCGAGUUCUACCGAGUACACACGUGAAUCUGCUUUUAAGCAACUCAGUUCUAUUCACGCUCGUCUUCGUGAGUGUGUUGAUAUUGCUCACACUUACCGCCGGGCUCAACAAUCCAAGGUCUCCAUCUCGCCUAGUAUUCCAGACAUCCGCAUCCAUCUAUCCGACGAAGCUAUCGACUCGCAUGGUAGCGAGAAUCCCUCGUCGCAACCGAACAACUCCACGUCCGAUCCAAACUCUCAGGGAAGUCGUGUUGGGGAUAACACAUCUGCUGGCAUCGUAUUGCGCCGGGUAACUCGCUUGCUGAAUUCAUUGUUGCAUGAAGUAGAGUGUUUUGUUCAGCAUUACGAAUUUCAUCGCGAACUCGCUGGUCAAGCAAGCCCAUUGUCUCGUAACUCGAUUGAUUCUACCACAAGUGAUUCCUGGUUUGAUGCCACUGAUUCUGCAAGUAUCAUGCAGGUCACUCAUGACAAAGACUCAAUGACAAGUAGCAGUGAAGAUGCUGAGGAUGCUACCAAUUUUACACCAAACUCGUUGCAUAAAGAAUCUAGUGGUUCUGCCCAAGAAUCUGUAUCUAACACACUCUCUACGGAGUCAUCCUCGACGGAUUCGGAAUUGACAGAAUCUUCCUUUGAAAGCAGCCCGGAUCUGCAAACCGCACCACCUUCUCCUGACACUCUGGCAACUUCCUUUGAAGAUGAGACUCUUGUGUCUUCACCCUCUCUCCGUUCUUCCGUCACUAAGCAUUCAAGGCCUCUUGAAUCCUCACUCUCGGUCCGUUCUACUGUUCCCCCCAAACAACAACCGAAAGUCCCCGAAACAUUUGAGCAACAGCUGUUACGAACCAUUUAUCACAAUCAUCCUCUUCCUCCCUUACCUCAUGCUCGUGUUAAGCGACGUCAAACGAUUCCUGCCAUCACUGAACAGCCUCCAAGUAUGUUCCAGCUUCUUCGGAAGAACAUUGGAAAGGAUGUGUCUGCUGUUACUGUUCCUGUUGUCUCAAACGAGCCUUGCAGUUUGUUGCAGCGCAUUUCAGAGGACUUGGAGUAUUCUGAACUGCUAGACAAGGCGAAUGAAGCGUCGGCUGAUAUGAAGAUGUUCUAUAUCGUUGCAUUCGCUAUCUCCAAUUUUUCCAAUAUGCGGCAUAAGGAACGCAGUGUCCGCAAAGUAUUCAGUCCUUUGUUGGGAGAAACCUUUGAAUUGGUUCGUGAAGAUAAGAACUUUCGGUUUAUUGCCGAAAAGGUUAGUCAUAGACCGCUUAUUGUCGCGAGUCAUGCGGAAUCACCCAAUUGGGUUUGGAAUCAUUCUCCAAAACCCGUUCAAAAGUUUUGGGGAAAAUCUAUGGAACUGAAUACUCUUGGACCCGUCACCAUUAAGCUGGCAUGCGGUUCUACUUUCAAAUUCGUUAAGCCGUCAUGCUUUUUGAAAAAUGUCGCUAUUGGUGAGAAAUACGUGGAACCUUACGAUCAUUUAAUUAUUACGGACUUAACGACCCUUGAUAAGGCUAAAAUCCAGUUCAAAUCCGGUGGUUUAUUUUCUGGAAGAAAUGAAGAUUUUGUAGCGCAUGUUACUCGCAAAAACGGAACUACUGAUUCUCGCUUUAUGAAAGGAAAGUGGACUUCUCAUGUAUCUAUAUGCAGUUCAACAGACAAAUCCUAUGAGAAACGAAUCUGGAGUGUUGGAAAGCUUGUAAAUAAACCAGAAUCUCACUGUGGAAUGACUGUUUUUGCAUCCCAACUUAACGAAAUUACAAAAAUUGAGGAAGGAAUGCUUCCUCCUACCGACACUCGUUUAAGACCUGAUCAGCGUUAUCGGGAAAAUAACAUACUUGACAAAGCUGAACCCCUCAAGCUGGAACUUGAACAAAAGCAGCGCGAGCGUCGAAAGGCUAUGGAGAAAAACCAAGAGCAGUGGCAGCCCAAAUGGUUCAAACAGGUGUCAGACGAACAUCAUGAAGGCCCUGUUUGGCAAUUGACGCAGCCUGAUGAUUAUUGGCAAUCUCGAAUGAAACAUAGUUGGGGUCGAUGCCCUAAACUCUGGUAG
Messenger RNA from Schizosaccharomyces japonicus yFS275, 2760 nucleotides. Its product is annotated as sterol binding ankyrin repeat protein. Gene Ontology annotation, molecular function: lipid binding. The coding region runs from base 1 to 2760 and encodes 919 amino acids. The transcript has 2 exons. Lineage: Eukaryota; Fungi; Ascomycota; Schizosaccharomycetes; Schizosaccharomycetales; Schizosaccharomycetaceae. The record is from RefSeq and is a predicted model, not a curated record. Gene Ontology annotation, biological process: intermembrane sterol transfer.